Messenger RNA from Drosophila rhopaloa, 1518 nucleotides. RefSeq names its product beta-1,3-galactosyltransferase 6 (gene beta3GalTII). Lineage: Eukaryota; Metazoa; Arthropoda; Insecta; Diptera; Drosophilidae. Gene Ontology annotation, molecular function: UDP-galactosyltransferase activity. Gene Ontology annotation, cellular component: membrane. Gene Ontology annotation, biological process: glycosaminoglycan biosynthetic process. The record is from RefSeq and is a predicted model, not a curated record. The transcript is spliced from 2 exons. Bases 262 to 1410 code for a protein of 382 amino acids.
AUAUUUUUGGAUCAAAAAUUCUCAAAUGUUGUUUAAAUGUUGCCCUAUCACUUCAAAGAUUGAGCUGAUUGAUUGAGAGCCCCCAUAAAAAACAAGAAAUUGGAAAUAAUUGUACACUUUACUUUGUUCCACUUCCAGCGUUCCGCUGUCGUAGCAAAGUCAUCGAUGCUAGUUUGACGCUCAUAAUAUAAAGUUAAUUGAAUUAUAAUGCUAUUUAUUUUGUAAUUUAUCCGCGGUCACACUGCUAGAAGAAUAUUAAGGAUGAGGCGUUUGAAUAAUUUACUGACCCUCUUCACGGCUAUAACUGCAUUUUUUUUUGGGAGCUUUAUCACAAAAAUACUUAGUUCGGUAGACCAAUGUCCAGCACACCGCAGAGGAGUGCCAGACCUUAAGUCGCAUCCGAAUCUGUUUCUCAUGGUGUUGGUGCUGAGCGCACCGCGCAGUGCUGAGCAGAGGAAUGCCAUGCGAAGGACCUGGCUCAAAAAUGUAAGACAGCCCAUCCAGCAGCCGUAUUAUCCUGAAGAGCAAAUCUACCUUCCAACCUACGGCACCAGCGGCGUUUUGCAGGUGGAGUUGGUUGCGCAUCAGGCGAAUCGCCUGAGGCAGUAUAUAGAGUGGCAGAAAAGCCCUCUGACCAGAAUCCCCCAAUUAACGAAGAGGGAGAUUAAAGUGAAGCACCUUUUUGCCAUUGGCACUGUCAAAAUAAGCAGCUCCCUGGAGGCGGAGCUGCUGAGCGAGCAAAAUCAACAUAAAGACCUUCUGAUGCUGCAACAUCACCAUGACACAUACGACAAUCUUACAGAUAAACUUCUGCAGGCUUUAGAUGCUUUAAUAGACAACUAUGAAUUUUCAUAUAUCAUAAAAGUUGACGACGAUACCUACGUUAAGCUGGACAGCCUAAUCAAUGAGCUCGUCUCCUAUGAUCGAAAGUUACUUCGCAAAAUGUCUGAGUAUGGCCGUGAUCCCAUUCCCCAGCUUUAUUGGGGAUACUUUAAUGGACGCGCAAAAAUUAAAGGGAAAGGCCAUUGGAAGGAGUCUAAUUAUUACCUUAGCAAAAACUAUCUUCCCUACGCCCUAGGCGGUGGAUACGUUUUAUCUCGAAAACUAUGUGAAUAUAUAGUCAAUAGCUCACAACUGCUUACACCCUAUGUUUCCGAGGAUGUCUCGGUCGGCACUUGGCUGACUCCACUACGUCAUGUCUAUCGCUGGCACGAUCCCAGAUUUGACACUGGCUACAUGCCUCGAAAAUGUCAGCCCUAUCAUAUAGUUUUGCACAAACGGAAUUUGGAAAUGAUGACUGACAUCUAUGAUGGUAAACUUUGCAGUGGCACUGUCUCGUCCUCAUUAUCCGAAUACUACUACGAUUGGACGAGGACAGCAGACAAAUGUUGCGAUAGUUUAGUAGUGUAGCCAUGACUUGGAGUCGUGCAGAACCAAAGUAUUGAAACUUUUAUAUUGGCUUACCUGUGCUUAAUUAACCAUUCUAUGCGGUCGUCCGUUUCAAUAAGACUAGCCACU